Messenger RNA from Pisolithus orientalis, 2163 nucleotides. Its product is annotated as Sodium/hydrogen exchanger family-domain-containing protein. The transcript is spliced from 12 exons. Lineage: Eukaryota; Fungi; Basidiomycota; Agaricomycetes; Boletales; Pisolithaceae. The record is from RefSeq and is a predicted model, not a curated record. Gene Ontology annotation, cellular component: plasma membrane. Gene Ontology annotation, molecular function: sodium:proton antiporter activity. The coding region runs from base 246 to 1874 and encodes 542 amino acids. Gene Ontology annotation, biological process: regulation of membrane potential; proton export across plasma membrane; intracellular potassium ion homeostasis.
CUUGUAAUUCUAUUUACCCCCUGCAGGUUCUACCAGGAACAGGUUCACCUCUAAAAUGAGUAUAGAUGUCCUUGAAGUCCGUGGUCUCACCUCAAUUUUGUUGUCUCUUCCGUUUUGCAAACUUACUAGUACCUCAGGUCACUCCCCAGAGUUUGGCGUACUUGUGUCUGGGUGGCUUCGUCGUGCUAGUUAGUCGUUCGGGCGUGUGUCCGGGAAAACUCAAAUGCUUACCCUACUAGUUCUCCAUGGUUUCCCUUCUUGUGAAGGAGAAGCUAUAUAUCAAUGAAGUCGUGCUCGGCACGGGGUUCGGCGUGCUCAUGGGUCCUUAUGUUGCCAACGUAUUCAGUCCCAGGUCCUGGGGUGCUGAGCAGAACAUAAUCACGCUUGAGGUUAUGAGGAUCGUCCUUGCAACUGGUCUCUUUGCGGUGGGCGUUGAGCUGCCGUGUGCUUACAUGUGGGAACAUGUCAGGGGUUUGUUAAUUAUGGUGGUGCCUACCAUGGCGUUCGGUUGGAUCAUUGUAGCAGGGAUCCUUCAUGCCCUUUUCCCGAUGUUGGAUAUGAUCUCUGCACUUUGUAUCGCUUCCUGCCUUACUCCCACCGAUCCAGUCACCUGUGCAGCCAUCACUCGCGGAAAAUUUGCUGCAAAGCAUGUCCCCCUCAAGAUUCGCAGAAUCUUAUCAGCUGAAUCUGCAGCGAAUGAUGGGUUGGCGUAUCCGUUCCUCAGUAUUUCUCUAUACCUGACUGCCGAAACAUCCACUCGCGUCGCCAUUGGAAAGUGGUUCCUCGUUGGUUGGCUAUAUCAGGUCAUCUUUGGCACCACCCUCGGCGGAAUUCUCGGGCUCAUAUUCUCUAAGCUUAUGAAGCUUAGUCAUCGGAGAGGUCUCAUUGACCGUGAAUCCUACAUUGCGCAAUAUUUAGCUCUCGCGAUCUUCACCACCGGCGUUGCCAGCAGUCUCGGCGCUGAUGACCUCCUCGCAGCAUUUGCGGCAGGCUCAGCAAUUUCAUGGGAUGGACAUUUCAAUACGCAAACCGAAGGUGAUGCGUUUGCGUCUGUCAUAGAUUACGUCUUGAACUGCGGUUGCUUCAUCUAUAUUGGCGCUUGGCUGCCGUUCAGUUCCUAUAAUACCUCGGAUCUCGGGAUUACCCCCUGGCGCCUGUGUUGUCUAAUGAUCGCAUUACUUGUUCUCCGUCGCAUCCCCCCUUUAUUGCUACUUUAUAGAUUCGUUCCGGAAAUAUCUUCCUGGAAAGAAGCAUUGUUUUCGGGGCACUUCGGACCGAUGGGUGUCAGCGCGGUGUUUGUCUCUGCAUUAGCUUUGACUCGCCUUCCCACUCCUGAAAAUCCCCCAGCGGAUCAGCAACAGUUGCUCGCGGCAGUUAUUCAACCUAUAGUGUCGUUCGUCGUUCUUGGUUCCAUCAUAAUUCACGGACUUUCUAUUCCGUUCUUCAACUUGGGCCGUGAGGUGCACUCACGCACUACCAGUCUAUCUUUGAAUUGGACCUGGACUAACCGCACCACACCCGAUUGGGUCCUUUGGGCGCGCCGCCCUGAAGGUGCAACAGCAACGCCUAGCGCUAUCAAUAUAGCUGUGGCCGACGUUGAACGUGGUGCGGUGCCAGUAGCUGAUGUUUCCCCCUGCAACGAAGAACUGGACUGUGAUGACUCCGAAACGGUAUUAGCUACGUCGGGAAGGGACGAGGUAGCAGAUGUUUCGGAGCUCAUAACGAGCCGUUCUCAUCGACCAAGAGAGGACGAAAUUCCAGGCUUGGACAGUCGCGUUAAGCCCGGAACUGAAGCUGAUGUUAUGCAAGCUGAAGACUUGACCUCGCCGAACAACUCCCAGGUGAAAACUGUACGCUUUCCGAGUACUCAAUAACAACUACUGGGAGUCCACAUUGGACAUGAAGUUGUCCAUGUCAUGGUCAAUGCCUCCUAUGCCUUAUCACGAAAUUUUGUGUCUUGGAAGCCAGGAAUAUUGGUGUGCGUUUGCACCACGUUUCUUGGUUCGAGCUGUUCUCGCAUCUCCAAUACCUACAUUCUAGAAGCUCAUGACUCUCGUUACAUCGAGUUUACCCAAAGCAAUGAAUAUCCUCCACCACUGCCAGUCGAGUUUUGACAUGUCUGAUGUGAGGCGAGUUGCUUGGAAGUUACCUUUCACGCCCACU